CGCGGCCCGACAAGAAGCACAGGCGGGUUUUGCUGCAGCGUUGGAAGGUGCCUUCUCGGAGUCUCCGGGGAAGAGACGGCGAGACUUUACCUGAGCAGCCGAUGGGGAUUUUCUGCUUUCGUGGCUUGAGUUUUCUGCCCUGCAAUAGUUGUCUGGUCUGACCCUGCGCUCGUCUGCUUGUCAGGGAAGCAAGAUCGUCACUAGGAGCUUGGGACAGGCGAAGAAGCCUUGCGACGGCGGCAGCGGCGGGCGACUGGUGCCCACUGCUCGCCGCGGGCCCCUCCCCUGCGAUGGGGAAUGGGUUGUCGGAGCAGACGCCGAUCCUGUCGAGCCUGCCUUCCUUCCAGUGCUUCCACAUCGUGAUCUUGGGGCUGGACUGUGCCGGCAAGACCACCGUCCUCUAUCGGUUGCAAUUCAACGAAUUCGUCAACACUGUGCCCACUAAAGGCUUCAAUACGGAGAAAAUCAAGGUGACGCUGGGAAACCACAAGACCGUCACUUUUCACUUCUGGGACGUCGGAGGCCAGGAGAAGCUGCGGCCGCUUUGGAAGUCCUACACCCGCUGCACGGACGGCAUCAUCUUCGUGGUGGAUUCCGUGGAUGUGGAAAGAAUGGAAGAAGCAAAAACGGAACUUCACAAAAUCACACGGAUUUCCGAAAACCAGGGAGUGCCUGUGCUCAUUGUGGCCAACAAGCAGGACUUGAGACAUUCACUGUCGCUUUCGGAGGUGGAAAAGAUGUUGGCAACCAGCGAGUUGACCUCUUCGACUCCCUGGCAUCUGCAGCCCACUUGUGCUAUAAUCGGAGAUGGGCUUAAAGAAGGGCUGGAGAAACUGCAUGACAUGAUAAUUAAACGAAGGAAAAUGCUGAGGCAACAGAAGAAGAAAAGAUGAGCUGCUGUGACUGUAGGGGUGAAUUUCUUCUUGGUAUUUGACAAAAAAAAAAAAAAAAAAAGUCGGCAGCACCAGACUUGCUCAUUUGGAUCUUGUACAGAUUGAUUAAACAUGCAGCCUGGUGGGAAGUUUUGCAGGCAGAUGAUUUUAUCAUUUCCCUAUAUGUAUUUGGGCACUACUACUUAAAAAAAAAAAGCAGCUCCCUUGUUACAUAGUACAAAGAGUUCAGGAAACAGAUGGGUGGGUAAAUGUAAUCUGGAUAUCUAAAUAACCAAAUAAAACAAUAAAGAGUGGUUUGCUUGAUGGUAUAGUCAUGUCUGAGAGUGCCUUUGCAAGAAAAUUGCAUUCAAGGCAUUUUUCACCUACUGCUUGUGUGAGUAGGGUGUUUAGAUGAAUAUACAGCUUUAAAACAAUAUCUAUUAACAUGCCUGGAUCUAGACAACCAGUAUUUAAGAGGCUGUGAAUGUGAAAGAUUUGUUGAAUGGUAUAUGCUUUUAACUAGUUUCUCUUAAAAUACUACUUGGAACUCAAAUGAUGUGAACUACCACUAUUGUGGUAGUCAUGUUAUUUGCAGCUUGAUAGAAAAAAUAUUGACUAUGUAAGAGUAUGGAUGAGUUUCCUGAUAAUAUAGCAUGUCUUGGUGUGUAGGAGUUAUUUAGAAAUAGCUGUGCAUCUUUAAAGCAGUGCUAAUCAGAUUUGGACCAUGCUUAUUUGUUCCAAGAAGACAUGUUUUAGACAAAAAACCCAAACAAUUAGACAAAUGUAAACUAUUACCAUAAGGAGUUUCAGGAUUCUUAUAGUGCAAUAUUACCUUUAGAUUAAAUUGAUGGCAAUAAAAUUUGAUAGUGGUUCAGUAUAAGUCAAACUAACAUCAGCAAAGCUACAUGUCCUUUGUGCCCAAUAUUGUUGAAAUGUACUGCCAGGUUUUUGUAAAAAAAAAAAAUGUUUUGUAGUACUAAGAAUGUACUUAAUCUUUAUACACUUGAAAACUUUGACACUGUGGAAAACAAGAGUUUAAAGAUGACAUGUCUGUUCUAAUUAUGCUUUAAGCUUUUCUUGUUUACGGUCAUGCAAACAGUGUUUGAGUUGGGAUGGCAUGUAAUAUUGAAACAUGUUUCUUAUUGGUACAAUUUUUUUCCAAAAAAAAUCAGUUGGUAUGGGUAGCAGGUCAAAGGGCUAAAGUGAAGCCUGUAUUACUCUACUGGUGCUGUGAGAAAUUAUAAUUCCAAUACUAAAUGAACUUGAAAGGAACAUAGAUUUGCCCUUCCUUCAGCACAACCAACGAAGUUAGUAUGAUUUUAUUGAUCAGAUAUAGGGAGGGUUAACUAUUGUUCUGACUGUUAAGAAAUAAAAACUUCUGCAAAAUCAAAUUUUAUAGCCAGAAACUGGUUAGAAGGUAACCAAAAAUGCACUUUAGUGUUUUCCAAUACUGAAAGUGUAAGCUUUUUUUAAAAAAAGAAAAGAAAUCCUGAUCCUUUUUGAAAGAAUUGAAGUAGCUUCUAAUGGAGCUUUUGUAUGGUGGUUAUAUGUAUCUGCACUAGUGACAUUAAAAGUCACUUAAUGUCUAUAUUUAUAGAAAUGUAGAUAACUUCUUAAACCUCAAUAAACUCAAUUCCAAGUAAUCAUUGAAACACAAGUUGAACACAUUUUAUUAUGUUGAUUUUGCUUUUUAUUAAGACUCUGCAUGAAACUGAACUCUAUUCAUGUGACAUUUGUAAAAUGUGACAAUGUUUUUAAAAUCACUGGUAUCUCAUUAAAAUUUUAAUGGCAAUUUGCAUUAUGUUUUGUCUGUUUAUAACAAUGAAAUAUAAUUGUUGAUACAA
Molecule: messenger RNA, 2716 nt
Organism: Ahaetulla prasina
Lineage: Eukaryota; Metazoa; Chordata; Lepidosauria; Squamata; Colubridae
Gene: ARL4A
Product: ADP ribosylation factor like GTPase 4A
Exons: 1
Coding region: 291-893 (200 amino acids)
Biological process (GO): intracellular protein transport; vesicle-mediated transport
Cellular component (GO): cytoplasm
Molecular function (GO): GTP binding; GTPase activity
Source: RefSeq, a predicted model, not a curated record